UAGUAAACGAAUCACGCACGAGUCGAGGCGAGGCGGCUUGAGCAGAGACUGGCUUUGUUGAAGCGCAAUUCAAUUGUUCUUAUCAAUAUUCCGAAAGGCAAAUCAAUUUGAUGUUCUAUGAAAUCACAUCAGGAAAUCGUCAAUAAUCGAACACAAAGAAAUUCGCAAUGGAACCAAGUGUUUACCUUUGUCUGUUCGCACUCGUAAUCCUAGUGGUCGAACCCAGUCAUAGUGCGAAUAUUCCUGAACUUUCACAACCACGUCCCACAAUAAGCAACGAUGUCAGGGAAUAUUUAAACAAAAUUACGCCGUCUGAAUGGAUGGACUUUGUGACCGCAGGGACCGAUGCGAUCAAUCGCCAGAAAAGGCUUGAGGAAAAUCUAGUAAACGCUCAGAUCACAGUCGACAAUGGCAGCUUAUCGCACACUCAAUUGUUGGACACACUGCCAAGUGAGAAGGCCCAGCUUGACAGCUAUAUUGCAAUGAAGAUCCUGAAGGCGAGUCUCUUCAUGUAUAACAGCAAGUGUGUCUCGCAACCGGGAAUCAGUGAUGAUGAUUGCCGCACAUUCUUAGAAACCAAGCCAAUCCCUCAAGGCAGUACUCUGAGGGCUGAGUGCGAAAGGAUAUUGCAUGGUCCACGCAGUGGUCACCAUGCCUUCAGGCGACUACUGCCGCCUCACUACAAGAAUGGCUUGCACGAGAUUUCAUUUCAGAUGUUUGAAGUGAAUAAACAGCCCGCCGCAUGGCCAAUUAGCAUGGCGUUGUAUGAUCAAGAUGACAGUGCAGUGAGGACAAGGACAAGUCAACCAGAUGAGAGUGGAAACUUAAAUUUAGUUCUCGCUCAGUUUGCACAGUUUGUGGAACAUGAUCUGAGCAAGACGGUCGCCCAAUCAAUGAACAAUGGAGCCUCGAUUGAGUGCUGCAACAGAGAUCAAAAUAAGCUUCUGCCUCGCCAUCACCAUCCGAUGUGUGCUCCAAUUCUGUCCAAGGGAAGAAACGAUUUUCACAACUGCCUCAACUAUGUUAGGAGCGCUCUUGCUAUUGGCGAGAAUUGCAACUUUGGAGCUGCAGAGCAGCUCAACCAAGCCACAGGCAUCUUGGAUCUGUCACAGCUAUAUGGAUUUACAGACAGUGUCGAGCGCAAAAUGCGUACUCUGAGGAACGGGGCGCUGAAAUCCAGCGGGAAUGGGAAGUUACUAUCUGUGACCUCAGGCGAUGAGGGGCACACCUUUUGCGCGUGGGGCAGCGGGGCAAAUGGAACCAACUGUUUUGUUGCCGGCGACUCACGUGUCAACAGCAAUCCCCUCUCGAUUCUGGUGUACACCAUCUUCAUGCGCAAUCAUAAUCGUAUUGCCGCCGAGCUCUUAGCACGCAACAAGGGCUGGAGUGAUGAGCAGCUGUUCCAGGCAGCCAAGGUUGUCAAUGUCGAUAUCUAUCGGCGACUGAUAAUGAAAGAGUGGCUGACGCAGGUGUUGGGUGAAGCCAGCGCCGCAAAUGUGCUUGCCGCAUCACCAGCAACUGAUGGCCAACAACUGCCUGAGGUGUCUAAUGAGUUCGGUGUGGCUGCCAUUCGAUUCUAUUUCUCCAUGCUGCCAAAUGUGCUGCACAAUCUAGCCCCCGAUAACGAAGUUGUUUCCCACACAGCGAGCAACAAUAUCCUACCACUAACUAAACUAUUUGAGCUGAAAAAUGAAAUAUACAAGCCCCGCCUACAGUACACGUCCAAAAAACUGAACGAGAUCUUGCAAAGUCUUCUGCAUGAACGCGCUAUGAAAAUGGAUUCCAGCUAUGUGGACGCACUGGUGUGGCAUGAACCGACGAAACCGGCGCAUGCCGAUGUCCUUGCAUUUGAUAUACAGCGAGGACGGGACCAUGGCCUACAGCCCUACUACAAAUACUUAGAAAUCUGUAAUAGAAACAAAAAGAUUACUAGUUGGAGUGAUUUCGAGGAUUUUAUACCAAAGGAACUCGUGGAUAAGCUGAAAACUAUUUACAACAGCUGGACACAUGUGGACCUUAUAGUUGGUGGAAUUUCAGAGCACACUUUUAACGGCACUGUCGGGCCCACAUUUAGCUGUAUAUUGGCUGAGCAAUUCUCAAAAAUUCAACAACGUCAUAAGCAGCAACAGUCCCCAGAACACACUGCUUUACUGGAGGCUUACAGCUCUGUGAACGGGACACAACUUUUGUGCUUGAACUCCAACUUGAUGGCAGUGCCCGAGAAUAUAUUCCGAUUGCAAUCCGACAGCAAUCGCCUGGUCAAUUGUAACGAUGUGGAAUAAUUCAGCAAGGCCAGACUGAAGUAGUGGAACAAUAUAAAAGUCAACUUACAUCGAGACGAAUUUAAAUGAUCUUACUAAAAACACAACUACUCAAGCACCUUUGGAACUCCAGUUGAAUAUUCAUUUUUGUUGAACAAUAAAAAGCCGUAUCUUUUGUUUAUAGUGCUUAA
Drosophila grimshawi is the source of this 2452-nucleotide messenger RNA. RefSeq names its product peroxidase. The record is from RefSeq and is a predicted model, not a curated record. Bases 168 to 2282 code for a protein of 704 amino acids. The transcript has 10 exons. NCBI's taxonomy places the organism in Eukaryota, Metazoa, Arthropoda, Insecta, Diptera, Drosophilidae. Gene Ontology annotation, molecular function: peroxidase activity; heme binding. Gene Ontology annotation, biological process: response to oxidative stress.